Linum tenue is the source of this 1380-nucleotide messenger RNA. Lineage: Eukaryota; Viridiplantae; Streptophyta; Magnoliopsida; Malpighiales; Linaceae. The record is from the annotation of a GenBank genome assembly.
AUGCCACCAAAGAGAAAGAAGUGGACGGAAGCAGAGGAGAAAACCCUAAUUGCCAAGUACGGCGAAAUGGUCUCCAAUGGUACCCUUGCCAAGAUGAAAACGCGGGAGAAGAAGUUCCGACCGAUUGCCCUGUUUGUGAACUCGGUCCACCAUGCGCGCGAUCCGAUUGCCUAUCCCUGGCAGUGGACGUGGAAAGAUGUGUCCACUAAGGUCCAGAACAUGCGGCAUCAAUACUUGUUGGUCAAGCAGAAGGUGGUGAAGAAGCCCAACUUCUCCAUGGCUGUGGAUAGUGCUGAAGCUGGCAGUAGUGGUGUGGGAGAAUUUUCAGAGGGAGAUGAGUUUGACUGGGUGGAAGGCCUUACUCACUGGUCCAACUUCCUGCUCUACAAGGAAGUAUUUGGGGAUUUGCCCAUUUCUUAUGGAACUAAUGGGAAUGAGUUGAUGGGAGUGUUGAAUGAGGAUAGGGAGAACGGAGGAGGGAGAGGAAUGGGAAGUUUGUUGGGAGGUAGUAGGAGAGGGUUGGACAUUAUGGAGUUUGGUCAUUUGGGGAAUGCAGCUGAUGGAGAUUUCGGUGCGAUUGAUGGGACCGAGAACGGGGUGCUAGGGUUAGGAUUUGAUUAUGAAGGAGAAGAACAAGAUGAGCAGCAUUGCAAUGGCAUUGACCGGGUUAGGGAGAAUAGGGAUGUAGGUUUCAUUAACGAAGAAGUGGAAGUGCCUGCUCCUAGUAAUAGUACGAGGAGGAAUAAAAGGAAGAAGAAGGGAUUGGAGAAGAGGCUGUUAAGUUUUCUCUCAACUCAAGUAGGGCAUUUGAGAGAAAUCGAGUCACGGUUUGAGCAGCGGGAAGCAGAAAGGGACCGGGAGAGGCAAAGAAGGGAUAUUGCACAAAUGGAGAGGCAGCAGGAGUUGGAAAGGAAAUUGGAAGAGAGGUUGAAGGAAACAGAAGAGAAGGAGAAAAAUAGGGAAAACUUGAGAAGGCAGAGAAUUCAAGAAUGGGAAGCAAUGGAGAAAGAGAGCGAAGACAGGGAAAGAAGAAGAAGAGAUGAAGAGGUUCUGGAAGAGAGGGAGUGGCAGGAGAGGAUGACCAGGAGGAGGUUGGAAUGGAAGAAGAGGGUCGAUGGGAUGUUAAACCAGCACAGAGAAGAAAUGGGGCAGAUCCAGAGUCGGCUUCUUCACGAGCAGCAGAAUCUCACAAGCCAGUUGCUGGGGAUCGUUUCACAUUGGGGUGGUCAUCCAGCCGGUCUCUCGGACCACGCAGCGAGUGCUAACAACCAUUACCUUUCCCAGAUGAUGCAGAAUUUGCACCAUGUUAAUGGUAUGGUUCAUGGCGACACCAGAGUGGAUGGAGAUGCUCAAGAUGACCAAUUCAUUGUGGAUGGAUAA